CCCUCACUUUCUCUCUCUCUCUCUCUACUGUCCACCUCUUUCUCUCUCAUCGCCGUCGCUCUAUUCGCGAUAUUUUAUACAAAAAAUCUAUAAAAUUUGUAAAAUUCUCCAUGAAUAUUGUCUGAUUCGUAUCGGUGGAGCUCAACACCGUACGAUUGUGACCGUUUAUACCGGAUUUGGUUUCUAAUUCGUUGAGAUCUGACUACUGGUUUCUUUUUUUAGCUGUUUCUUGUUCAUUGAUUGAUUGUUGAACGGAGAUUGUGUGAUUGUGGAGCAAUGUCUGGACCUCUUGAUCGAUUCGCGAGACCUUGCUUUGAGGGGUCAUCAGGCAACGAUGAAAAAUCCGACAGAAGAGAACGAAGAUCCGAUUUCGAAAAUUCAGAGGAUGAAAGGAGGACAAGAAUCAGUUCUCUUAAAAAGAAAGCACUAAACGCGUCUACCAAAUUCAAACACUCUCUCAAGAAAAAGAGCAGUAGGAGAAAGAGUGAUGGUCGAGUCAGCUCGGUUUCUAUUGAGGAUAUUCGAGAUGCAGAGGAACUACGGGCUGUUGAUGCUUUCAGACAAGCUCUAGUUCUGGACGAAUUGCUACCGGAAAAACUCGAUGAUUAUCAUAUGAUGUUGAGGUUUCUGAAAGCAAGAAAAUUUGAUAUCGAGAAAGCAAAGCAUAUGUGGGCCGACAUGAUCCAGUGGAGAAAGGAGUUCGGUGCCGACACAAUCAUGGAGGACUUCGAAUUUAAAGAGUUGGAUGAAGUUUUAAAGUAUUACCCACAAGGUAAUCACGGAGUAGACAAAAUGGGAAGACCUGUCUACAUUGAAAGACUCGGGAAAGUCGAUCCUAACAAACUCAUGCAAGUUACAAGCAUGGAUCGUUACAUAAAGUAUCACGUGCGUGAGUUUGAAAAAAGCUUUGCUUAUAAAUUCCCCGCUUGUUCGAUCGCUGCAAAACGACACAUAGACUCGAGCACAACAAUUUUGGAUGUUCAAGGCGUGGGAUUAAAAAACUUUACUAAAAGUGCUCGGGAGCUAGUAAUGCGGCUCCAGAAAAUUGACGGUGACAAUUAUCCUGAAACACUCAAUCAAAUGUUUAUCAUCAAUGCGGGCCCUGGUUUUCGAUUGCUUUGGAAUACCGUAAAGUCAUUUCUGGAUCCCAAAACGACUUCAAAGAUUCAUGUUCUUGGAAACAAGUACCAGAAUAAAUUGCUUGAGAUUAUCGAUGCGAGCGAAUUACCGGAUUUUCUCGGUGGUACAUGUACGUGUGCGGAUCAAGGGGGUUGUCUUCUGUCUGAUAAAGGGCCAUGGAAGAAUCCCGAAAUCUUGAAGCUGGCUCUUAACAGUGAAGCACGGCGCGCUAGACAGGUGGUUAAAGUGUUAAACAGCGAGGGAAAAAUUGUUGCGUAUGCAAAGCCUCAGUUACCCAUGCUAAGAAGCAGUGAUACAUCGACUGCUGAAUCAGGAUCAGAAGCCGAAGAUAUUGCGUCCCCGAAAGCAAUAUUGAAUUAUUCCCAUCUUAGGUUAACUCCUGUUCGUGAAGAAGCAAAGGUGACUGGAGCUACAAGUUAUGCAAGUCAAUUUUCUGGAUACGACGAGUAUGUUCCCAUGGUUGACAAGGCUGUUGAUUCUGUAUUGAAGAAGCAAGCGUCAAUGCCAAAACCAUCGGUAGUCCCUAAAGGUACAGGGAUACCUCUUGAAACUGUUGCUGAGGUUGCGCCAGAGAGACUCAACGCACGAAUCAUGGUGUUUCUUAUGGCUUUCUUCAUGACUGUUGUCGCGCUCUUCCGUUCGAUGAUGACUCGUGUGACUAAAAAACUUCAUGACGUACAUGUUACGUCUGAGGAUGUCCGGGAAGAACCCGAUCAGACGUCCACAACAGCGCCUUCAGCUGUGGAGACGGAAGUGGUUUCUUCUGUUUUGAAAAGACUAGGUGAACUUGAAAAUAAAGUGGACACGCUUAAAGCAAAACCGUCUGAGAUGCCUUAUGAGAAAGAGGAAUUGCUAAAUGCCGCUGUUUGUCGCGUUGAUGCCUUGGAAGCCGAACUCAUUGCUACGAAAAAGGCGCUUCAUGAAGCUCUGAUGAGGCAAGAAGAAUUGCUUGCUUACAUAGACAGUCAAGAGGAAAAAAAGAUGAGGAAGAAGAAAUUUUGCUGGUGAAGUGCACUAACAGGAUGACAAGUCAAGCUGUUUGUUUCUUUUCUAAUAGUGUUUGUGUGUAUUGUGCUAUAUGGUUUAACACUUUGCGUGUGAGGUGGUUUAAUCGCGAGUUUACUUUGAGAUUUGUUUGUUUGUUUUAUGAGUUGUGUUUGGUUUUGAAUAUGGUUUGCAUGACAUUUAAAUUUGAUGACAUCUUAGUGAUGUGUUUUAGUUUUAUUUUCAAAAACAUUA
Messenger RNA from Helianthus annuus (common sunflower), 2379 nucleotides. Its product is annotated as phosphatidylinositol/phosphatidylcholine transfer protein SFH8. NCBI's taxonomy places the organism in Eukaryota, Viridiplantae, Streptophyta, Magnoliopsida, Asterales, Asteraceae. The record is from RefSeq and is a predicted model, not a curated record. The transcript has 13 exons. The coding region runs from base 277 to 2148 and encodes 623 amino acids.